AUGCCUAUACCGACGACUCAAGAUAACAGCCAACAAUGGCCUCCGCCUUUCAAGCGAACAGGUCAGAGACUUACCACCAUCACAGACAACAGGAAGUCUCAGCGGACCCCGAUCUAUCCCCUCAAUUUCUGGCUCUGCGUUCUUAUUCUCUCUCUGGUGAAGUUCGCGUCCACCAUACUACUCUCAUAUCCUUGGCCAAAGCUCUUGGUGGCUGCCGUCUGCCGACAUCACUACGAAAGCGACACCCACAACCCUCAUGAGGAUCCUCCAAAUGAAGUUUGUGCAGGUGGAGAGGUAACGAUGCAUUUCGAAUCUAUGGCGAAUUUGCUGAGCAUUUCGUCAUCACUUGCUGCGAUUAUGGUACAGAUUCCCAUGGGAAUUAUUGUAGAUAGGGGAAAUAGACGUCUUGCGCUUACCCUCAAUAUCAUCGGCAUUGUCUUGUACUGGGGCUCUAUUCUACUCUUUGGACUUGUGCCAUCCUUCCCUCUCUGGUGUUUCUAUCUAUCGCCUCUCUUUCUCUUCCUAGGUGGAGGCCCCGUUGUAACCAGCACUCUGGUCUAUUCUGCCAUAAGCAACAGUGUAAAACCGAGGCAGCGAAUAAUCGCCUUCUCAUUCCUAGAAGCAUUUUCAGGCAUGUGCAAUUUCUUCGAGCCAGCUCUCAAGAUAUCAACCAUGACCAUUCCCCUCUGGUUGUCAUUCACGCUCACCCUUAUUAUCCAUGUGUUGUGUUUCAUUCCGGCUUGCUACCUCACAGAAGACAAAAAUGCAUCAGUGAGAGAGGAUUUGCCACUUGAAACUGGUGUCUUCAGAGGCGAGGCAGAAGCGUUACUUGGUAACACUCCUGGUGGUGAAGCUAUCGAUUGGAGCCGGAACAUUAUAAGAAGGCCCUUUUCAAAGCUCACCAUCCUCAUAAUCAGCUUCAUUUGCUUCUUUAUAGUCAACUUUACGACAGGCUCUAUGGGCUUUUCAUUCAGUUGGAUCUUUUGGCAUAUUCCUGAGGUCUGGAGUGACAUCGACCUAUUGACCUAUCUAAGAGCAAUUGUGCUGCCUCUACUGUUCUUUGUUAUGUUACCGUUCACCACACGCCAGCUAGAUAGAACAUGUCACUUCGCAAAGAGGGAUCUCAUACUGUCCGCAUCUGGUAUAAUCCUCGCUGCGGUUGGUACCCUUCUCGCCUUGUUGGCUCCAAAUUUUGUGAUUGUUGUCGUUGCGUUUGUUAUAACUCUUUCUGGAUCAGUUAUGUCUGUGGCCCUACGAUCUUUUGUUACUUCAAACAUCGAAGACACCUUUUCUGGGCGGCUAUUUGCUGGCAUUUCUGUUACGGAGACUAUUGGUAGUCUUGUCGGGGCUUCAAUUAUGCACUCUCCAAAUGCACCAGACGGGCGCCCGUUUAUUAUAUCAGUGGUAUGCGGAGGCUAUUAUUCUACUUGA
Molecule: messenger RNA, 1431 nt
Organism: Fusarium sp. VM40
Lineage: Eukaryota; Fungi; Ascomycota; Sordariomycetes; Hypocreales; Nectriaceae
Source: the annotation of a GenBank genome assembly